Molecule: messenger RNA, 324 nt
Organism: Blastomyces dermatitidis ER-3
Lineage: Eukaryota; Fungi; Ascomycota; Eurotiomycetes; Onygenales; Ajellomycetaceae
Exons: 1
Coding region: 1-324 (107 amino acids)
Source: RefSeq, a predicted model, not a curated record
AUGCCUGGUCAGAGAUUGUGUGGGCAGGAAGAAGAUGGUCAUAGACUCACAGAACUGCAGGAGACACUGGCAACAUCAGAAGCUUUACAAGAACUAUCAGCUAGAGUCUGUAAGGAAUUACUUAUGAGAAGACUUACAGCAAAGAAGAAGACUGCACUGCUUGAAGCCAGGAACUGGCCUGGGGAAGGGAUGGGAUGGGCCGCUGGCCUGAAGAUCAGGUGCAGUGGCAGAGCUGAGAGAGAUGAAGGUGCGGUCAUGAGCAGCGGUGCCCCUGCUUCAUCAGCUGGUAAAAAGCAAUCAGAGGAGUCACAGAGAUGCUCAUGA